GCGUUGCGUCCUAUACCGGGUUGAAAGUCUCCAAUUUGAGCGAGGCCAUCGGCCUGUUUGUGCACGGUGUUGGAGACAUCGCUGCCCCGUUGCAGGGGGAACAAGCUCGCCAGCUGAUCGCCCAGUCUCGACAAGCACCCUAUGGCAAGGGCAGCGAGACCAUAGUCGACCCGUCGGUGCGCAACACUAGGAAGCUUGAUGCCUCCCAGGUUCGAGUUCCGCAAUGCCGAGUGGUCCCGGGUCCUUGAUCAAUGCAUUGAGCACGUGGGCGCGACGUUGGGCAUCGGCUCCCCCACCACCGCCAAGCUCUACAAGAUGACCAUCUAUGAGAAGGGAGCCAUGUUCAAAUCCCAUACCGAUACUGAGAAGAUCCCAGGCAUGUGCGGGAUUCUCGUCAUCUGCCUCCCAUUCCCCCCCUCCCCCUUCCCCUUCAUGAAGGCGGAGAUCUCGUUUUGAAGCAUGCGCGGUCAGUCCAGAACGUACAAGACCUCGACGAACCAACCAUCCAUGUUGUGCUGGUACUCCGAUGUCCAUCACGAGGUCCUGCCCGUCACUCCUGGCUACCGAUGGGUCUUGACCUACAACCUGGCCAUUUCCCCCGGACCUCGAGCUUCCGUCGGCCGCUAUACGUCGGCCUGAAUUCCGAGGCCUCUGACAUGCACUGCGGAGAUGGCUUGUACACGAAGCUUUGAGAGCGAAGGCAGACGACCGUGACAUCCAUCAUCUGUGUUACAUGCUCGAUCACGAGUAUACGGAAGCCAGCAUUGCCUUCAGGGCGCUCAAGACGACUGACCUCGCUCCCGUCAGUGUCUGAGGGACUUGUCAACUGAACCGGACUUUGAUGUCUUCCUUGCCGUUCUCGAAAAAGAAGAAAUGGGCUGCAUUGAAAUGGACUGGGGCCGGAGUCGUCGGUCUUCCUAUGAUGAUC
Messenger RNA from Parathielavia appendiculata, 928 nucleotides. RefSeq lists its product as uncharacterized. Bases 199 to 456 code for a protein of 85 amino acids. The record is from RefSeq and is a predicted model, not a curated record. Lineage: Eukaryota; Fungi; Ascomycota; Sordariomycetes; Sordariales; Chaetomiaceae. The transcript has 2 exons.